Molecule: messenger RNA, 3279 nt
Organism: Botrytis deweyae
Lineage: Eukaryota; Fungi; Ascomycota; Leotiomycetes; Helotiales; Sclerotiniaceae
Exons: 3
Coding region: 1-3279 (1092 amino acids)
Source: RefSeq, a predicted model, not a curated record
AUGGCAGGAGCAAACCCUGAAGGUGUUGCUUGGUUCCCUCGAGCAGCCUUGAAAUGCUGGGAAUUUGACCCAGAUGAUGCCAAACAGUUCUAUCGACAUAUUCUACUCGAGAUAGUUUCCAACUGUUAUGUUGAUGAAGGCUUCAAUGCCCCAAAAAUUCCUUGUCAGGACAUCAACCGCUUAGGAAAGCAGGUUCUCAGUAACUUGUUCCGAAAAACUUAUGCCCGUUACCAAUACAUGAACGCCAUGGCCGGCAGCACUUGCAUGGGUACCAAACGACAAGAUUCUGUCGGGGGUACCGAUGCUUACUUUGAAAUUAGUGAUCAGAGCGGAAAGAAUGAGGUUGGGCUUUGGCCAUGCCUCAUUCCUACGCUCGACGAACAGUUUCUCUGGGUAGAUUUGUCUUAUCCACUGAGAUGUAUCUAUAUCCCGCUAUGUCAAGAAGCGCAUAAAAGAUACCCUGAUCGGUGCACGUACACCCGGGUGGAAAUACGUCUUAGUAGUCCGACCCUGAAGAUCUACAGAUAUAUCAAGCUCGACGAGGAAGAACUUAUCAGAGGGACUUAUAAUCUUGUUAACCGCGAAAAGGACUACGCCAAACAGAUCGAUACUCUUAACAGGGGUAUUGUUGGCCAGAAAAUGAGAGAAAGAGAUCGUCACACGCUUAAAUCGGAGUCGACAAACUUGGCACACCAGCUUCAGCAAAGAAAUCCGACAACAAAGCUCCCAAUUACAAAGGAACCUGGUGUCUUUGGCCCCGAGAAAAGGAGAGAACAAGGAAUCUUUGGUGAUGACUUUGAGGUGUUACGAAAAGAGGAGUUUCAAGACCCUUAUCAAUUCAUCGUCCUUUUUGAUUCCAAAUCCGUCGUUGCAAAACAACCAACUCAAAUUCGAUGGAUGAAUAAAGCAGGUCUCAUUCAACUUGACAGAUUGAUCAGUAGCCAAUAUGGCAUCAGUGUUACUUACCAAGAAAAUUGGUACGACAAAGAUUGGAUUGUCAAGUGCCUCAUGGGUAUUGUGGCUGUGGGUCUCAGUUGUAUUCCGAUGAUUGGACCCUUAGUUGCCUUAGGGUCUCAAUUGAUCACAGAUGCUAUUCUAGACCCGGAGUCUUUCACAACUGCACAAGGACUUGUUGCCAAAAUACCAAAUAUUACUACAGCCUUCGUUGCAACUGGACAAAACACGAAAGGUUUCCUCGCUGAAAUGAAAACUGGGAAAUCAGGAGGUCGACAUGUUCUACCUUUGGAGAGUGACGAUAAGCAGGGAAGGUCAAUUCAGGUUGGACCUGAUGCUAGUGAUAGAGACGGAACAAGUGGUCAAAGUGAUAAAAAGGUUGAUACGUUGAUCAACGAGGAAACUUUUGAGAUUUUCAACGAUGACCCUGAGCAGAGUGAGGAUCUGGAUAAUCCAGAAAGCAAAAGUGAUAGUGGUGAAACGGGGAAAGAGGAAGGCGAGGGGGAGAAAACCGAUGGGAAGAAGGGGAGUGGAAUUGAUGGAGAUAAUACUUCUGAGAAUGGGGCCAAGGAUGACCCAGAAAACGAGGCAGAAGAGAGCGGCGAGAAUAAUGAGGGAGAAGAGGGAACAGGGAGUACUGGGGAGGGAGAUGCUGAAGGGAGUGAGGCUCAGGUAGGUUCGGAUAAUGGAGACAAUGAGGAAAGUCAGGAUGAGAGUGGGAGUGGAGCGGGUGCCGCUGUGGGUCAAGAUGACGCAAACGGCAAAGAUGUUCAGGAGGGAGAUAAAACUCCUAAGAGCGAGGCUUCUGAGGAAGAGCUUGGAAGUGAGGAUGAUGGUGAAAAAAGAGAUGAUAAUAAUGAAGAAGAGGUCGAGGGACAAAAUCAGGAAGCUGAAGAUGGAGGAAAUGAAGAUCAAAACAAUUCUGAUAACGAAGAUAACGGGGCAGUUGGGGAGUCUGAUGACACAAAAAGCGAGAACGGUCAGAACGAAGAGGACGAUGAUGAUGGUGGGGAUGGUGGAAAUGGUGUAGAUGGAACAGGGGAAGCGAGCGAAGUUGAAAAUGGCUCGGAUAGCGAGAACAAUGGAAAGGAUGAGGCGAGUGGAGAUGCUGAUCAAGUAAUCAAAGAAGGGGUUUCCGAUGCUGUCGACAAUCAGGAGAAUCAAGAGGUGGAAGAUGGCGAUAAAAGCGAAGGGGAACAAGGCAAGUUAGAAAGCGGGGAUGAUGGAAGUGACAGAGAUGGUGAAGAGAACGACUCAGAAACGAAGAAUGUCGAUCAAGAUGACAAAGAUGGAAGUGAUACUCAGGAAAGAGAUUCAGGAGACAACAACGAUGUGGAGGGAAGUGAUCAAGAGAAUCAACAAGCAGGUACUGCACAGAAGAGUGAUCAAGAGGAGGACGAUAAUCAGAGUCAAGAAGAAGGCACUGAAGGGAGAAACGACGAAGCCGAUCAAAUAGAUGGGGACAGCGAGGGAAGUGGUGAAAGAGAUAAUCCAGAAGGAGAUAAUCCAGAAGGAGAUAAUCCAGAAGGAGAUAAUCCAAAAGGAAAUGCUUCAAAAGACAGCGAUGUAGAGGGAGACGAUCUAGGAGAAUUGAUCCCAGAGUCAGAUGAUGCAGGUGAACACGAUCAAACACAGGACAAUAAUUUGGUAAAUGAUUCGGAAGGAGGGAAUGAAAGCGAUCAAAAAGAUGAAGGAGAGAGGAGCGAAAAUGAAAAUCAAGAGGCAGCUGAUGAACAGGGCCAAGAGGGUGAUGAUGGAGAUGAUCAAGAAGGAAGGGAAGACGGAAAGGAGAGUGAAAAUACUCAAGAGAACCAAGAAGAGGGCAGCCAGGAUGACGAUGGAAGUGGAAAUAAUCAAGAUGGGGAUGAAGCGAACGAGAAUAAUAAAGAAGAGAACAACGCAGAUGGAGAUGAAGCGGAAGAAAACCAGGAAGGAAAUGAUACUGGUGAUACUGAAGUGGGAGACGAGGGAGAAGAUGAUACAAAAGACCAAGAGGGCGGCCAAGAAGGAGACGACCAAGGAGGAGAUGACCAAGGAGGAGAUGACCAAGGAGGAGAUGACCAAGGAGGAGAUGACCAAGGAGAUGACCGAGGAGGGGAUAACCAAGAUGGAAAUGAAGAAGGUGGAAACGGAAAUGGAGGAGAUGGAGAAGAUGCUAGUGGCGAAAAUGAUGAAGGAGGGAACGACGAUGGUGGGAACGACGAUGGUGGGAACGGCAAUGGUGGUGGGAAUAACGAUGGUGGAAACGAUGAUGGUGGGAACGACGAUGGAAAUAAUGGUGAAAACAAUGGCGCUGAUGGAAAUGACGGAGAUGGAGACGAUUAA